UACUCCUCCCUCCUCCUCCAUCUCCACCCUGAUACCCUCUUCUUCCUCCUUUCUUUCUGGUUUCAUAUAGCAGAAGAAGUAAAGUUCAUCAGAAGCAUGGGUUCCAAGGGAAGGUGGAGGCAGAGUUGGGCUCCACAGCCAUUGACGCCAUUAAUGGAAGGGCCUGACCCUGAGAUGCAAGAAGAAGGAGGCAAGAAAGAGAAGUCAUGGGAAGUGAUCAGAGAAUGGUUUAAAGCUCAGAAGAUAUCACCUUCUGGCAACUUUGCUCAAUCUUUCUAUGGCACAAUUCAAGCAAAGACACAAGAUUUGAGACUCAUUCUUGGUGUCUUAGGUUGUCCCUUGGCUCCUAUUCCCUUAGCCCAUGACCCUACCCAAACCAUUCAUCUCACCAAAGACGUCCCUUUUGAAACGUCCAUAGCGAAGUAUAUAAUACAGCAGUAUUUGGCGGCGACGGGGUGUUUGAAGCAGCAGAAGGAGACGAGGAACAUGUACGCGAGCGGCGCCGUGAAGAUGAUAUGCUGCGAGACGGAGAUCUCCUCCGGCAAGAACGUCAAGUGCAUUGGGACGAGAAGCAGCGAGAAUGGCUGCUUCGUUCUCUGGCAGAUGCUCCCCGGAAUGUGGUCCCUGGAGCUCGUCGUCGCCGGCCAUAAGGUCAUCGCCGGGAGUAACGGUAAGAUCGCCUGGCGCCACACGCCAUGGCUCGGCACCCACGCCGCCAAAGGACCCCAACGCCCCCUCCGUCGCAUCAUUCAGGGUUUGGAUCCAAAGUGCACAGCCAGCUUAUUUGCGAAUGCACAAUGCUUGGGCGAAAACAGAAUCGGAGACGUUGACUGCUUUGUCCUAAAAGUAUCUGCUGAUCGUGCGGCUGUGGUUGAACGGAGCGAGGGUCCCGCUGAGGUAAUAAGGCACAUAUUGUAUGGGUAUUUUUGUCAAAAGAGUGGGCUUCUCAUAUAUUUGGAGGACUCUCACCUCACAAGGAUUGAAAGCCCGGACGAUAAUGAUACAGUGUAUUGGGAGACCACCAUAGGCAGCACCAUCGGUGACUAUAGAGACGUUGAUGGGAUCUUGAUCGCUCAUCGAGGGCGAUCCAUUGCCACGGUGUUCCGAUUUGGUGAGAUGUCGAUGCAGCAUAGCCGAACCAGAAUGGAAGAGAUCUGGACCAUCGAUGAUGUUAUGUUCAACGUUCCAGGACUCUCCAUGGACCAUUUCAUUCCUCCAGCCGAUAUCUAUGACAAUCUUAAUUCUCCUUAAUUAAAUAAACUAAAAGUAGGUUUUUCAUUUUUGAAAAAAAAGUUAUAUUAAAGGACCAAGAUUUCAAAAAAAAAAAAGUUAGCUUAAAAGAUCUUAAAAAUUAUAAUUAUUUUCAAGAAUCAUAGUUGUUUAAGAAAAGUGUCAUUAAAUUUUAGAAAAUAAAGCAUUUUAAGCUAUGAAUUUUCUAAAAUUUAAUACUAAAUUUCUUAAAACUUGAUUACAACUUUGGUUCUUGAAAAUAGUUAGAAAUGUUAAGAUCGUUUAACCCUUUUUUUUUUUUUUUUGAAGAUCUGAGUCCUUUGAUAUAAUUUUUUUCCUUUAGUUUUGGGUUUAGAAGUGUAAUUCUACAUUUUGGGGGAAGGUAUAGUUGGAGAAUAUUGUGGGGGUGGGUGUAUGUAUGUAAUUUCUUUUGUUUUUAGUUUACUAAUGUAAAAGUUCCUGUAAUGAGUAGUUGGUGUUUCGAAGUCAAUAAGCUAAAAUGACAAAUUGUAAGGGAAGGUGAAAUGGAAUAAGUUACUUUUCUGAGAAUAGUGUUCGUGUGAAAAUUGGAUAAUUAUAUAAACUUGUUCUCAA
Molecule: messenger RNA, 1824 nt
Organism: Neltuma alba
Lineage: Eukaryota; Viridiplantae; Streptophyta; Magnoliopsida; Fabales; Fabaceae
Exons: 3
Coding region: 97-1251 (384 amino acids)
Source: RefSeq, a predicted model, not a curated record